This is a messenger RNA of Penicillium alfredii, 219 nucleotides long. RefSeq lists its product as uncharacterized. The annotation marks the transcript as partial. The record is from RefSeq and is a predicted model, not a curated record. The transcript is spliced from 2 exons. NCBI's taxonomy places the organism in Eukaryota, Fungi, Ascomycota, Eurotiomycetes, Eurotiales, Aspergillaceae.
CAUCUACUUAUCUACUUGGGCAGCAUAUGCUUUGUAAAAGAGCUGCUCUAUCAGGAACUGCCUAUAGCGCCACUCUAUGUCUAUGAGGCCAUCAAUGCAAACGCAAAGGAUGUUUUGGUGACGUUAUUUGAAAACGGAUGGGAUAUCAACAAGCCGAUGGGCUCAAUGCAUCCUCCGAUUCUCAGCAAUACCCUCGACAACAUUGAGAUGACAACCUGA